Messenger RNA from Cyphellophora europaea CBS 101466, 1818 nucleotides. RefSeq lists its product as uncharacterized. Lineage: Eukaryota; Fungi; Ascomycota; Eurotiomycetes; Chaetothyriales; Cyphellophoraceae. The coding region runs from base 1 to 1818 and encodes 605 amino acids. The record is from RefSeq and is a predicted model, not a curated record. The transcript has a single exon.
AUGGCGGCGCCCUGCCUUUCCUUGCUGGCUCUUUCGUUGUCGUCGGUCGCUCUCGCGCAGUCCGUUCAACAUAAUGCCGCCCAGCGACCCGCUGCAGGCGUUUCACGCAUAAUCAGUCCUUCGUUUGCUGGACUCGGACUCGAGCCCUCGAAUCUCUUCUCCUUCACCGGUGAAGAGCAGGAAAAUGAGCUCACCAAGAACUUGUUGCAAAACUUGGUCGACUAUACUGGCGUUCCGCCUCACAUCCGCCUCGGCGGAAAUACACAAGAUUAUUUCAAGUGGGAUGAGAACAUGAACGAUUGGGCCUGGCGGAAUAACCCAAAUGCCGUUGGCCAGGGUGCGUUCCCAAGCGACCAUAUGAUCAUUGGCCCCAGAUAUUUCGAGGCAUUGGACCGUUUCCCUGAAGGAACUCCACUCACAUUCGGCCUCAAUCUGGCGUACGAGGAGGAAGAUUACAUCGACCAGAUCGUCACCAUGGCUACACAAGCCCUCGACAGACUGGAAAAUCUCAACGUGGUCUCAUUCGAAAUUGGCAACGAGCCCGACUUGUACCUCCAGAAUGGCUUCCGCACCGGCUCUUGGGGCGGAGAUGUAUACACGCAGCAGUGGCUCGACCGUGCCCAAGCUGUCUACGAUCAGGUCCUCAAGCCACGUCAACUUGGUACCAACUUCUUUGAGCCUGGAGCGACUGCGUCCACUAUUGGCACUUCCUUCCAAAUCGACAAUUUGGUCUCGUUCGACAUUGACCGAAAUGCUAAUGGCACCGACACACCCUUGAUUGCACAGUGGAACCAACACGACUAUUACCACUACAUCGGCGUGUCGACCUACACUCUGACCCAGGACCGUUUCAUGGACUUGUCUACUACACGAAACCAAUUCCUUGCGUGGGAAGAGGAGAUCCAACAGGCUGACGAGACUCCGUUUGCCUACGCUCUUCGUGAAAUGGGUAUCGUUGGGCCCAUUGGAUUGGCCGACAUCACCGAUGUCUUUGGCGCCGCGCUCUGGAACUUGAAUUUCUUCCUCUACACUGCCGCACUCAACAUCACCAUGGUUGGCAUGCACAUGACUGACAACAGCAAUGCCAGUGCUUGGCAGCCUAUCGAGUUCUACGGCAACGCACCCCAUGUCCGGCCCAACUACUACUCCUUCGCCGCAUUUGACCAGAUCAUUGGUCCUACCUGUCAGGCGCGUGUAGGUGGAGGCGUGUUGGACCAGCCCGGGGAUUACCAGGGUCGCUUGGCCAUCUACGAUGUCUACCAGAACGAUGAGCUUGCAUCGGUAGUUCUGAUCAACUCGAGACCAGCCAACGUCUCCGAGGCCAACAAGGGCAGCAUGACCUUCGACCUGUCUUUCGACAGUUCUUUGGGUGGCCAAGAAGUCCAUCUAGCUUUCCUCACCAACGAUGGUGCCGAUGCCAAGAACGGAACCACCUGGAACGGUAUCAGCUACGAGGAGAGCGGUGACGGCACGCCGCAGACCGUUGAUGACACAGAACACACCAUGACGAUUGAGAAUGAUGGCUCGCUCAGUGUUGCCGUCCGCGACACAGAGGCGGUCGUGGUUAACUUCGGUGGUGCGGUUGGCCGGAGAGCCUACAACGCUGAAGCCUGCGGAGAUCUCUCGACAUCUCGUCCCGAGGCCCUGAAUCCAGGUACCAAGACUGGCCAGGGAGCGGCCGCAUCGGCUAGCGAAUCGAGUGCGGCCUCGUCCAAUAACAAUAGCGCCAAAGAGAACGGUGUUCUACGCGUUUCAACGAUGGUUUUGGCCACAUUUGCAUCAGCGCUAUUCAGCGGGUUUUGUAUCUUGUUUGCAUAA